CGGGCGUCGGCGCAGUGAGCGGCGGGCAGCGCCAGCGGCAGCGGAAGCGGCAGCGCCGGGCAUGAGUGCGUAGCGCCAGCGCGCGCCCGACCUCCAGCUAGCCAUGUUAGCGCAGAAGCUGUAUUCGUCGGAUCCCGUGUCCGUCGGGGGCGGCGGCGGCGGAGUCGCCGUGUCUGCCGGAGGCGGCGCCGGGGGCGGCACCGGAGGCGGCGUCGUCAUGAGCAGCGGCGGCCAGGCGCCGUCCAUGAGCCCCAUGCCGCCCGCGUACAGCGUCAACCCGGUGGGCUGCCUCUCCAUGAGCUCCAUGAACUCGCCGCAGGGCUUCGGCUCCAACGUGCUGAGCGGCGCGUCCAGCAUGACGUCGAUGGCGACGAUGAACGGCAGCUGCAUGUCGCCCGCGUCAGCUAUGGGCUACGGCGCCAUCGGCUCGCCCAUGGGCAACGCGAACGGCGUCAGCUCGUGCAUGGGCGGCAUGUCGGCGCUGAACGGCUACACGGGCGCGCUGGCGCCGGUGGGCGGCGGGCCCGGUGGCGGCGUGGGGUCGGCGCGAAUGGCGGGCGGCGCCGGGGCGGCCGACCUGGGCGUCGUGGGCGGCGGGCUGGGCGGCGGCGACGCGGGCUCUCCCGGCGCCCUGCAGCGCGCGCGCGGCGACAAGCCCUACCGCCGCUCCUACACGCACGCCAAGCCGCCCUACUCGUACAUCUCACUCAUCACCAUGGCCAUCCAGAACGCGCCCAGCAAGAUGCUCACUCUCUCCGAGAUCUACCAGUUCAUCAUGGACCUGUUUCCGUUCUACCGGCAGAACCAGCAGCGCUGGCAGAACUCGAUCCGCCACUCGCUCUCCUUCAACGACUGUUUCGUCAAGGUGCCGCGCACGCCAGACAAGCCGGGCAAGGGUAGCUUCUGGACGCUGCACCCGGAUUCGGGCAACAUGUUCGAGAACGGGUGCUACCUGCGGCGCCAGAAGCGCUUCAAGGACGACAAGAAGGAGGCGCUGCGGCAGUCGCACAAGCAGCAGCAGCAACAGCAGCAGCAACAGCAGCAGCCGCCGCCGCAGCAGCAGCAACAGCAGCAGCAGCAGCAGUCGCCGGGCGGCGUCGAGGGCAAGAAGUCGCCGUCGCAGGAGCACCACGGCCAGCACCACGGCCACCACGCGCACAAGGCGCUGCCCGACAAGGAGGCGACGGGCGCGCUGGGCGCCAUGCUGGGCCUGCACGCCGUGCCCAAGGUGGAGGCGGCGGCCGACCCGAUGGGCGGGCUGCUGCAGCACGGCGCCGGCGGCGACCUCUGCCUGCAGCAGGCGGCGCUGCACCAGCAGCACCAGGCGCCGCACCAACAGCAGCACCACCAGCACCACCAGCAGCAGCAGGAGGAGCUGGCCGCCAUGAUGGGCCGCUGCCACCCCGCCGAGCUGCUGCACCACCAGCCGCACCACCAGGGCCUGCUGCAGCACCAUCACCACCACCACCACCACCACCUCAAGCAGGAGCCGUACGCGGCCGCGUCGCACCCCUUCUCCAUCACGCGCCUGCUGCCCGACAAGGACAGCUCCAAGGUGUACGACAUGGCGGCGCAGUACGGCUACGGGCCGCUGAGCCCGGUGCACUCGGCGAGCGACGCCGCCGCCGCCGCCGCCGCGGCCGCCGCCUACUACCAGAGCCCGCUGUACCACGCGGCCGCCGCCUCCGCGCCGCCGCCCACCGCCACCUCCUUGUGA
Schistocerca serialis cubense is the source of this 1717-nucleotide messenger RNA. Its product is annotated as protein fork head-like. Gene Ontology annotation, biological process: anatomical structure morphogenesis; cell differentiation; regulation of transcription by RNA polymerase II. Gene Ontology annotation, molecular function: RNA polymerase II cis-regulatory region sequence-specific DNA binding; transcription factor binding; protein domain specific binding. The coding region runs from base 104 to 1717 and encodes 537 amino acids. The transcript has a single exon. The record is from RefSeq and is a predicted model, not a curated record. Lineage: Eukaryota; Metazoa; Arthropoda; Insecta; Orthoptera; Acrididae.